Messenger RNA from Panicum virgatum (switchgrass), 1302 nucleotides. RefSeq lists its product as uncharacterized. NCBI's taxonomy places the organism in Eukaryota, Viridiplantae, Streptophyta, Magnoliopsida, Poales, Poaceae. The transcript has 6 exons. The record is from RefSeq and is a predicted model, not a curated record. Bases 99 to 1049 code for a protein of 316 amino acids.
UGUGCAUUAAGGCUUCCGCUGCUUAUUAUCCGGCCGCUCCAAAUAACCACUUCCCCACACUCCCUCUCAAGCACACCUCCGAUCCCCGUCCGACGAGCAUGGCGGCGCCGGCGCCUUCGCAGGAAUCGAGCAACGACUUGAGCCCGCGACGCAAGACCGUGGUGCUGGUCAACGCCUACGAGAAGGAGGUGGUGCACAACCUCACAAAGCACGCACUCGGUUCGCGGAUUCCUUUGAUUGCAGGGUCUGCUAUUGUGGAUAUUGGAAAUUUUUCGAGGAUCAUUGUGACAUCUCUCUCUGUUGAGAGCAAUGUCUUCACUGAGCUGUUCAAGAGACUGCCAACUGUGGCAGUUGAUGCUGAUGAUACUAUCAUCACAAAGAUAAAGGAAAGGGUGGCGGCAGCACUGAAUGAUUCUGGUAAACCGAUGAUCCGUGAGCAGAACCGGCCUUUGGUGAUAGUUUGUUCCCCUUUUGGGAAAGGCAAUGGGUGUUUGGCUCCUAAGGUUGAUGUUUGGGCUGGUCCUGAAGAGUUGGAACUGACAUGGGGUCCAGAUAACAACUUUGAGUUUACUGUGAUGGACUUCAGGAAAACUCUUUCUCCAGGGCCAUUAAGGGGCAUGCCAUUAGUGACUUUUCUUGGCCAUUAUUAUCCGCUCACAGGCCGUGACAGCAGCGGUAAUAUCAUUGUUGACUCCACUGCCUGGAAUCACAUUGUCAGCGACAAGGGGCGCCUCGAAGACUUCAAGAUGUAUGCCACUCCCAGGAUGGCUAGGCUUUGCGACGGCACCAAUAAUUUCCCAAUUUUUGGGGUUGGCAAUCUGAAGACGGAGGCCAUCGACGUCCCUCAUGUCGAGUUCGCUCCGGAUCUGAAGGUGGAUUUUAUCUCUGUGCACCAGCUGGAUCGUGACCACAAUCUGACUUGCCGGUUCCACGGUAAGAAGAUGGAGAUCAGGAAGGACGACGACACGGUUGUUGGAGCUGGCGUCCGGGGGGACAAUGGAAUUUAUGUGCUCCAGCGUCUCCAGGUGCCUGCUGAGCCACAAAUGUAGGUGCAUCGUCCCAACCCAUUUCAGGAAAGGAAGAAGCUUCGGAAACUGAGACUUAUUGUGCCUUAUUGCAUAUACAAAGGCAUGAUUGUUAGGGGCAAAUCUAGCUUUGCCGCGUUGUUUGACAUGAUGUGUGUUAUUGGUCCACUGAUGUCUUUGUGUGGCACGGGCCGCACAAACGCUGGGAGGACGUAGUUGGUCGUCCCUGAAUGACCCGAUGGAAAUAAAAAGGGUGGCUGGCUCCAUGUGUAUUUUG